Phytomonas sp. Hart1 is the source of this 684-nucleotide messenger RNA. The record is from the annotation of a GenBank genome assembly. NCBI's taxonomy places the organism in Eukaryota, Euglenozoa, Kinetoplastea, Trypanosomatida, Trypanosomatidae.
GAGAUUGAAAAUGCUUCGACCAACAUCGGCCUCAUUAGCGAAGCCGAUUGUGAAUCGCAAGCGGCCUCAGUUAUGGGGUGCCCCAGGGGCCCCGAUUAUUCGUAUGCGCGGGCAUCAUGUCGUCUGGAAGUUUCAAUCCUACGACAUCUUUGUCGAGCACACGCACACACGCCGUAAUUCCGAUUUGCGUCUAUUGCACUAUCUCGGGAAGCAUUGCCCGCACCCACAGAAGUCUUUAUGGUCGCCGGACACUCCUGUUAUGCAGGAUCGCCAUCUUUUCAUGCUCACCACCAUCGAUAUCGACGCCUUUAAAUACUGGUUUGGGGUGAAACGUUGUAGGCUGUCGGUUGGGCCGUGGAAUAUUUUGGCGAAGUCGGGGCUUCUGCCGCCAUCUCACCGGCAAAACUCCAAGAUUAUGCCGAAACCUAUCUUUGACAAGACACAAUUGAUGCGUUAUUUCUUGGCGAAUCGAAAAGAUGAACAACUGCUAGUUCGAGAGGAUUAUCUUAAUUACCAGAAUAGCAUGGUAAAAACGCCCGAGGAACGAGCUGCUGAAAGGCCAGUUGCGCCGUAUUUGUAGUCUAAGGGGAGGUUUUGGAUUACUUUUAUCCGCUAAGGUUUCUUGUCAGGAAAUAUUUUUAUUGCAACCCUAGAACUAUCAUGCAGUGUAAACGGCACGCGUAA